Molecule: messenger RNA, 2803 nt
Organism: Eufriesea mexicana
Lineage: Eukaryota; Metazoa; Arthropoda; Insecta; Hymenoptera; Apidae
Product: UDP-glucuronosyltransferase 1-9
Exons: 5
Coding region: 1066-2640 (524 amino acids)
Molecular function (GO): UDP-glycosyltransferase activity
Source: RefSeq, a predicted model, not a curated record
CACCAUAAAACAGGAUUUUAACGAUAAAGUGAACAUCAUCGAGGAAAAAGAUUCGCCAGUUGAUAGUACGUUGACCUCCGUCAUACGUGACUUUGUCCAAAGAGUUGCACAAUCAGCUCUACCAAUUCAUCAUUUGUUCGUGAAAUUAUUUUAAAUCACAGUAGCCGUGAUAAUUGAUCGUUCACAUCUACGUCGAUUCAGUGUCCCAUUCGUGAAAAGUGAUUUUAAUAAACGAUUGAUCCUUCGAGACCUUGUCCGACGAUUCGAGUCGGUGAUCCAUAUUCCAGCAACCUCAUUAAUAUCUUCAUACUUGUAUAACACGUUAUAGCAAGAUGUUAAUUGAUCGCUAGUGUUUAUUAAUCGAGAAAUAAAUAGUCUAGCCAACUGAAGGAAGCAUGUAAAUAUUUGCAAUUCCAAUAGAAACAUAUACAUAAUUCCAUUUCAUGUCAUAACACGGUAUUCAUCGCUGGAUCUACUAAAGGGUCCUCGAAGCAUCUCUGUUAUUGAUCACGUUCUUACGAAUAACUUCCACAUCCCAUAACUGGAACAGUUGAGACAGGUAGUUCAGUCAUUCCAGACUGAUGCAAUACCCCGACAAGUCGCCUGCAGAGAUACCUGAAUUCGUGAACACGUCACGAUUUCAUCACUCUCGUGAGUGCUGAUUGAUCGUAAAGCAAAUCGGAGAAAAGCACAACGCCACGCGUUAUCCCACUUCGACCAUCGCCUCAUCUAAUCCCAUAAACAUACGCGAUUCGACCCUGGUAGCACAGUAGCACCUCGCACUCCAUUCGGAGCAGUGUCAAACGCCGAACAAGGCAUGGCUUGAUAACUCUCUCUCGUGAGAACAAGUGUACUUUCGUUCACCUCUUUCUUCGACUUUAUUUUUCCUUUCUCUUUUCCUUUGGGACUGACAUCACCCGAGCGAAGAGAUAUUUAAGAGGCUUCCCUCGAAUUUUCGGCAGAUACGAAAUCUCUCGAUCGGGAGACUAACGCGUGUGAAAUCUCGGGGAAUCGUCAAGAUUAAAGGCUCAGUUUAUAGUUAAAGAGUUGUAAAAAUUCGACGGGAUGAAACUCCUGUUGUCGAUUCUUUUGGCGUUAUCGGUAUGUGGCUGGUGCGACGGCUUGCGAAUUCUUGGCUUAUUUCCGCUAAAUGGAAAGAGUCACUGGGUCAUGGCGGAACGACUGAUGGUGAGCUUGGCGGAACGGGGCCACGAAGUGGACGUCGUUACUCAUUUUCCUCUGAAGAAUCCGCCGCUGAAUUACAAUCAAAUCUCUCUGGAAGGGAGCUUGCCUUCGGUGGUAAACAAUUUAAACGCGAGCAACGUGACGAGCAUAAAAAGCAACGACCUGAAACUUCUGACGUAUAUGGCCGGUGACCAGAUCUGUCAACUAAUGGGCCAUCCGAAAUUGCAAAGCUUGAUAAAGAAUUCACCUAAGAAGCAGUACGAUGUCAUCGUACUCGAGCUGUUCAUGAUGCCAUGUUACCUGGCGUUCAGUCGUCACCUAAAAGCACCCAUAGUCGGAGUAAUGACAUCCGGUUUCCACGACUGGCUGAGCAGUGUGACAGGAAAUCCGCAUAAUCCCUCCUACAUGCCUUGUCUUUUCGCGCCGUUCAGCCAGCGUAUGACUUUCUGGGAGAGGCUACAGAAUACCUUGCUAACGAACAUGAUAACAUGGAAGAUGAAGUACUACCUCAGCUACCAGGACGCUUACGUGAAGAAAUACUUGGGCAUGGACGUCGUGAUCGACGAUCUGUAUCAGGAUAUCGGAGCCAUUUUGGUGAACACGCAUCAUAGUAUUGGCGGGAUCAAUCCGACGACUUCUGCUGUCAUCGAGGUCGGUGGCUUACACGUCAACGAGAAUUCGUCACCCUUGUCACCGGAAGUGAAGAAGUGGCUAGACGAGAGUACUCACGGAUGCAUUUUCUUCACGUUCGGAUCGAUGGUGAAGAUCGAGACGUUCCCUAAACCAUUCCUAGAAAGCCUCUACAAAGCUUUCGAAAGGAUUGCGCCUGUUCGAGUGCUAAUGAAGGUCGUUAAAAAGGAGGAUCUGCUUCCUGGAUUGCCGAAGAACGUCAUGAUACAACCCUGGUACUCUCAAGUGUCUGUUUUCAAGCACAAAAAUGUUAAAGCGUUCAUCACGCAUGGGGGUCUCAUGGGCUCGCUAGAAGCGAUCCAUUUUGGAAUCCCCAUGAUCGGAAUUCCCCUAUUCGGCGAUCAACACACGAAUCUUAAAAGAGCAGCUAAUAUGAAGAUUGCAGUGAAUCUUGAGUCCAUUGAUAAUGUCAACGAGGAGAACUUGUACAAUGCAAUUGACGCGAUCUUGCACGACGAAACGUACAGGUCGAAUAUUAAGAAAGUAUCACAGCUAUUCAAGGACAGACCCAUGAGCGCUAUAGACACUGCCAUCUACUGGAUAGAAUACGUGGCCAGAAAUGGGUACUUCUUGCGGUCGCCAGUCAUCGACCUCACCUGGUGGCAACGGAAUCUCUUGGACGUUUAUGGGUUCUUACUCGCCUGCUUGCUGCUAAUUCUAGGCGUCUCCGUUUUCCUGGUCUGCAAGCUGAAGAACUAUCUCCUCGGGUGCAAAUCGUGCACCAAGAAGGGAAAUCAACCCCACGAGUCGAAGAAGAAGAAGUGAGCGUAUUUUAACAUUUUAGUAUUAAAGUACGUGUCUACGAGUGCACUGAGUGUUAUAUAAGUGUGAAUCAUUUUAAGUAUAAUUUAUAACGUGACAAUUUAGCAAAUUCUACGAAGCUGCCACAUUUAUCUCGAUCCUUUUACCUCCUGAGACAGAUGUACAA